GGCGCCGAGCCCCCUGUGCGCGGUACAUGGUGCGCUGGUCCGAGGCGGCGGCAGCGGGCGGCGGCGCUUCAGCCUUGCGCUCGGCCGGACCCCCACCCACUCCCCUGCCCCUGCCGGGCACGACCCCCGGGUGCGAGGCCCUCAUGGCGUCCAGCGACGAGGACGGCACCAACGGUGGUGCCCCGGAGGCCGGCGAGGAGAAGGAGGCCACGGGCAAGAGGAGGCGCCUGGGCGUCUUGGCCACAGCUUGGCUCACCUUCUACAACAUCGCCAUGACCGCCGGGUGGUUGGUUCUUGCUAUUGCCAUGGUCCGCUUUUAUAUGGAAAAAGGAACACACAGAGGUUUAUAUAAAAGUAUUCAGAAGACACUUAAGUUUUUCCAAACCUUUGCCUUGCUUGAGAUAGCCCACUGUUUAAUUGGUAUUGUUCCUACUUCUGUGCUUGUGACUGGGGUCCAAGUAAGUUCAAGAAUCUUCAUGGUGUGGCUCAUCACUCACAGUAUAAAACCGAUCCAGAAUGAAGAGAGCGUGGUGCUUUUCCUGGUCUCCUGGACUGUGACUGAGAUAACCCGCUAUUCCUUCUACACAUUCAGUCUCCUUGACCACUUGCCAUACUUCAUUAAAUGGGCCAGAUAUAACUUUUUUAUCAUCUUAUAUCCUGUUGGAGUUGCUGGUGAACUUCUUACAAUCUAUGCUGCCUUGCCCUAUGUGAAAAAAUCAGGAAUGUUUUCGAUAAGACUUCCUAACAAAUACAACGUCUCUUUUGACUAUUAUUAUUUCCUUCUUAUAACCAUGGCCUCAUAUAUACCAUUGUUUCCACAACUCUAUUUUCAUAUGUUACGCCAAAGAAGGAAGGUGCUUCUUGGAGAGGUGUUUGUAGAAAAGGAUGAUUAACCGAUCCCUACACACACAGUGCGGUGCUUUUUUUCCACAAUAACCAGAUUACUUGAGUCCAACUUUUAAUAACAAGAAUAAACAAUUUCAUGAAAUA
Molecule: messenger RNA, 990 nt
Organism: Dipodomys ordii (Ord's kangaroo rat)
Lineage: Eukaryota; Metazoa; Chordata; Mammalia; Rodentia; Heteromyidae
Gene: Hacd1
Product: 3-hydroxyacyl-CoA dehydratase 1
Exons: 7
Coding region: 27-893 (288 amino acids)
Biological process (GO): sphingolipid biosynthetic process; fatty acid elongation; very long-chain fatty acid biosynthetic process
Cellular component (GO): endoplasmic reticulum membrane
Molecular function (GO): 3-hydroxyacyl-CoA dehydratase activity
Source: RefSeq, a predicted model, not a curated record